AUGGGUGUGGAAGCAGUGAUGGCAUUCUUGGUGGGGACCCCGGACACCCUGGCCUGCGUGGUGAGCCUCUCUGGUAACCAGGCUGUGCGCCUGCCCCUCAUGGAGUGUGUGCAGGUGACCAAGGAUGUGACCAAGGCCAUGAGCAGGAAAUUCGAUGAAGCCAUGAAGCUGAGAGGCAGGAGCUUCAUGAACAACUGGGAGGUGUACAAGCUUCUGGCUCACAUCAGACCUCCCGUCUCGAAGACAUCGGCUAGCAUGCACACGGUGGCCGUGAUGAACGUGGAUGCCCCAGCCACAGGCAUGAGUGUUGCCAUCCGCUCCACCGUGAGAAUUGGCCUCCUCCAGGGCAACCGGGUGCUGCUUGUGCAUGAUGCCUUCGAGGGCCUGGCCAAGGGUCAGAGCGAGGAGGCUGGCUGGAGCUAUGUGGGGGGCUGGACUGGCCAAGGUGGUUCCAAACUUGAGACUAAGAGGACUCUGCCCAAGAAGAGCUUUGAGCAGAUCAUUGCCAACAUCACUAAGUUUAACAUUCAGGGCCUGAUCAUCAUCGGGGGCUUUGAGGCUUACACUGGGGGCCUGGAGCUGAUGGAGGGCAGGAAGCAGUUUGACGAGCUGUGCAUCCCGUUAGUGCUCAUCCCUGCUAUGGUGUCCAACAACGUCCCUGGCUCGGACUUCAGCGUGGGCACUGACACAGCCCUCUACACUAUCUGCACGACCUGUGACCGCAUCAAGCAGUCAGCAGCAGACACCAAGGGGCGGGUGUUCAUCAUUGAAACUAUGGGUGGCCACUGCAGCUACCAGGCCACCAUGGCAGGCCUGGCCGCUGGGGCGGAUGCUGCCUACAUUUUUGAGGAGCCCUUCACCAUUCGGGACCUGCAGGCGAAUGUUGAACAUCUGGUGAAAAAGAUGAAAACAACUGUGAAGAGGGGCCUGGUGUUAAGGAAUGAGAAGUGCAAUGAGAACUAUACCACGGACUUCAUUUUCAACCUGUACUCUGAGGAGGGCAAGGGCAUCUUCGACAGCAGGAAGGAUGUGCUCGGCCACAUGCAGCAGGGUGGGAGCCCAACUCCGUUUGACAGGAAUCUAGCCACUAAAAUGGGCACCAAGGCUAUGAACUGGAUGUCUGGGAAAAUCAAAGAGAGUUACCGUGAUGGGAGGAUCUUUGCCAAUACACCAGACUCGGGCUGUGUUCUGGGGAUGCGUAAGAGGGCUCUGGUCUUUCAACCAGUGACUGAGCUGAAGGACCAGACAGAUUUUGAUCACCACAUCCCCAAGGAACAGUGGUGGCUGAAGCUGAGGCCCAUCCUCAAAAUCCUAGCCAAGUACGAGAUUGACUUGGACAUCACAGAGCACGCCCACCUGGAGCACAUCAGUCGGAAGCGAUCUGGAGAAACUUCUAUCCAACCCUCUUUGGAGUGA
Messenger RNA from Nyctereutes procyonoides (raccoon dog), 1416 nucleotides. RefSeq names its product ATP-dependent 6-phosphofructokinase, muscle type-like. Gene Ontology annotation, cellular component: membrane; 6-phosphofructokinase complex. NCBI's taxonomy places the organism in Eukaryota, Metazoa, Chordata, Mammalia, Carnivora, Canidae. The record is from RefSeq and is a predicted model, not a curated record. Gene Ontology annotation, biological process: canonical glycolysis; fructose 6-phosphate metabolic process; fructose 1,6-bisphosphate metabolic process. Gene Ontology annotation, molecular function: ATP binding; AMP binding; identical protein binding.